CUCUCGUCGGGAUCCACCGCGUCGGUAACCCCGACGAAUCGGAUUGACGCGCGACCCAAACCGACCGACCGACCGACCGUUUUUGACGACCGGAGCGUUUGCUCGGCGAAGCGCUUGGUCGUUUCCCUCUUUUUUCUCUUUUCUUUCCGCGAUCGCGUACCACGGACGGCACGGACCACCGUGGCGAGCACCGUGGCGGACCACGGUCACACUCGACGCAUCUCGGGCGAAGGUACGCUCGAGGCACUCGACGGCGCGAUCACGGCGGGACGAUAAUGCCGUGGGAGUAAUAGCACGGUGGUGUUUUUCCAUAACCUAGGUCGUAAAUCGUGCGGAGAUAUGCCACCGACAAAGAAGGUGGACUUGGAUAAGUUAGCAUGGGCAUGGAUAGAAUCCAUAGAUUCGGACAAGAUCGAAAAAAUACAUUUGGAAACUGCAUAUAGGAUUGGAUUGAAGAAUUGCAAAAAUUGCAAGCGUAAUUGCACAUAUAAUCCACAAUGUCUGACAGGUUUGGGAGAAGAAAAGUAUAUGAAGUCGCAGCCAGCGGAGGUAGUGUCUUUAGAAAGUUCCUUAUCUGAAUUGCGGGAUCCAACCCAAUAUGUUGGUUUAAAGAAUCUAGGUGCUACCUGCUACGUCAAUAGCUUAAUUCAAAUGUGGUUUCACAAUGAGGACAUGAGAAGAAUAAUAUACAAAUGGGAUAUUACUGAGGAUCCAGAGGAGAAGGAGGCAUUGUACCAGUGUAAAAAAGCGGGACUAUCAUCCUAUCAUCCAGUAACCGCGGUUGGCCAAUUGCAGUACAUUUUUGCGAUGAUGCAAUUUGGCAAUCGGAGCCUCCUUGAUCCAAUCAAUCUCGCUAUUGCGUUAUCCCUGGACACCAGAACGCAGCAGGACGCUCAGGAAUUCUCCAAACUGCUGUUGUGCCAUAUUGAAGGAAAGCUGCAACAAAACUCAGAGCUGAAGCAGAUGCUGCAGAUGCUGACUCAGGGAAAAUACAGCUAUAUCAAUCGUUGCUCCACGUGCAGUACCGAGUAUCCAACGUCCACGACGUUCUAUGAAUUGGAUUUACAGCUGGCGGCAACAUUGAAGGAGGCAAUUGACAAUUAUUUGUCGGAGGAACAGCUAACAGGGGCGAACCAAUAUCAUUGUGUUACUUGCAAUGAUAAAAAGGAUGCCAGGCGGUUUAUACGAUUGGAGUCUCUCCCAGAGACUUUAAAUAUUCAGCUAAUGCGCUUUGUAUUCCAUAGAGAUUCCGGACAGAAAAAGAAGUUGAAUUCGUAUAUUCAGUUCCCCGAAGACCUCGAUAUGUCGGAAUAUAUUAGGUGUUCGCCACAAACUCAUAUGUACGGCCUCGUGGCCGUAUUGAGCCACAAAGGUCCAUCUGCACAUUCUGGGCAUUACAUUGCGAAUAUUUGUAAUUCAAGCGGGGAGUGGUAUCAGUUUAGCGAUGAUAAGGUUGAAAAAAUGCAUAAUAAACGAAUCGAGGAUAGCGUAAAUGAUAAACCAAUGAAACGUGGACGCGUUCCAAAAGGAUUCUUAUCGUCCAAUACAGCUUACAUGUUGGUUUACAAAAAGUUAACCGCAGAUGGGCGAACCAAUGUUACGAAAAAAGUGAAAUUGAAGAAAUCUGAUACCGAGGUAUCCUGUGAUACUAUUUGCCUCGAGACGCUUACAGUUAGAGAAAAAUCGGAUACUCUAGACGAAACAAAACAGAAGCAUGAUAUUGAAGAUACAUCAUUACCUCAAGAAGAAAACUUAAUAAUUCAAAAAGAAAAAGAGAUAUCAACAUUAGAUUCGGAGAAUAUAACAGAAAAAGAAAUAUGUACGAUAUCUCAAAAGACUGAUACACUUACUGUGGAUGAAACUACAGAAAUUGUCGCUAGCACAAAUGGAUGUAAAGACACACACGAUUCUACCGUGGAACAAUUACAGAAUAAGGAACAGAAUAAGCCUCAUUGUUUAAAGCAGCCGGUAGUGAAAGUAAUUAAACUUGAUUAUAAACGACUGAAUGGUGAUGCACACAGAGCAAUGAGUUGCGGAGAACGUGAUUUUACGAAGAAGAUGGAAUUUGAGAAUUGGCAAGUAAGUAGCACGAUGCGUGAGCUUGUCAGACAAGAAAAUGUUAAACAUGAAUUAAGUUUGUUAGCUGCACAGCAAGAAAAACAAAAAGAAAUUGAGGAUCAAAAUUCUAAACGACAACUUGUAAUAGAUGUAUAUAAUAUAAUCCAAUCAACAGUAUCUUGGAAUAAUUAUUAUUGGAUACCAACCGAUUGGCUAUCGAAAUGGUUAAAUGGGCAUUCCUCUGCACUCGACGUCCGUCCAAUCGACAAUUCCAGUUUUAUGUGCUUGCACAAUCGACUCGAUCCAUUGAAAGUUAGUCGUAUGAAAUGCGUGCCAGAGUUAGCAGCUCAAAUGCUUUAUGAUCAAUAUCAAGGAAGCCCGCGAUUAGACCAGACAUCUUUGUGUGAAAUUUGUGUGAAACAACGCUGCAAAUUAUUGCGUUUUAAAUUAACACUUGAACGAGAUCACAAAGAAGUUGCGGAGUUAAUUCGCGCGUUUAAAGAACCUACUGAAACUAGCUAUAUAAUUGGUACUGAUUCAUUGCGAUCGUGGCGAAGAUUGGCUAUGGAAACUUUCCAAGAAGAUGUAGAACAAAAUGUAGACGAGUGUCAGGAUCCUCUUCAGGAGGACCCCAAAAAUCUGGAUAAAGAUCCCAAUGAUUCUCCGAAAGAAGUUGAGGAGAAUAAGGAAAACGAAAUUAUUAUAAACUUUAAUGAAGAUUUACUCUGCGAACACAAGUCUCUCAAAACGGCAGAUUCUAGUAGAAAAGUGAUACCCCAAGAGGCAUGGUCGAUUCUUAAGAAAUAUUUUCCGGACGCCAAUGAAUAUCCUGUUGGAUCGUCAUCCUGCUCAAUCUGCGAGGAGAAGAUGGAAAAUGCACAAAGAGCGAAGAAAGACGAUAAAAUAAAGGCGAAGCAACAGAAAGAUGAGCUCAUCGACUUGUAUUACGGAAAAAAUAGGAAUGAGAUCUCCAAAUGCAACAGUUCCGAGAAAUCGUUUUAUGUUGUCGAGAAGGGCUUUCUGGACAGCUGGCGUUCAUUCAUUCGGUAA
This is a messenger RNA of Monomorium pharaonis (pharaoh ant), 3108 nucleotides long. RefSeq names its product ubiquitin carboxyl-terminal hydrolase 48-like. Gene Ontology annotation, biological process: protein deubiquitination. The record is from RefSeq and is a predicted model, not a curated record. The transcript is spliced from 11 exons. Lineage: Eukaryota; Metazoa; Arthropoda; Insecta; Hymenoptera; Formicidae. Gene Ontology annotation, cellular component: cytosol; nucleus. Bases 340 to 3108 code for a protein of 922 amino acids. Gene Ontology annotation, molecular function: cysteine-type deubiquitinase activity; cysteine-type endopeptidase activity.